AUGGAGAAGAUGGCAAUGAAGAUGCUGAUUGUGUUUGCUCUUGGAAUGAACUACUGGUCUUGUGCAGGUUUCCCCGUGUACGACUACGACCAGUCCUCCUUGACAGAAGCCCUCAGCGCCUCUGUGGCGAAAGUGAAUUCCCGGUCCUUGAGUCCAUAUCUGUUUCGGGCGUUCAGAAGCUCAAUGAAAAGAGUCAACGUCCUGGAUGAGGACAGCUUGAGCAUGGAUAUAGAGUUCAGCAUUCGAGAGACGACGUGCAGGAGGGAUUCUGGAGAAGAUCCUGCUACCUGUGACUUCCAAAGGGGCUACUAUGUGCCGGCAGCCAUUUGCAGAAGCACCGUGCGGGUGGCUGCCCAGGAGGUGCAGGACGUGUGGGUUCGCUGCCGCUGGUCCUCCAGCUCCGAGUCUAGCAGCAGCGAAGAGAUGAUUUUUGGGGACAUAUUGGGGCCCUCUAGAUGGAGAAACAAUUAUCGACUUGGUCUCAUUCCUGACAAAUACAGAAAUGAACAAUUUUAUGAACGUCUAUACCUUCCCUUUCUAUCUUUAGAUAUCAUGAGAAAGAUCUUUCCUCCUGGAAAUAGAAGGUACCGAAUCAAUGGGACAGAGUAA
Messenger RNA from Diceros bicornis minor, 609 nucleotides. It is a transcript of the gene SPP2, whose product is annotated as secreted phosphoprotein 2. The transcript is spliced from 7 exons. Bases 1 to 609 code for a protein of 202 amino acids. The record is from RefSeq and is a predicted model, not a curated record. Gene Ontology annotation, biological process: bone remodeling. Gene Ontology annotation, cellular component: extracellular region. Lineage: Eukaryota; Metazoa; Chordata; Mammalia; Perissodactyla; Rhinocerotidae.